Molecule: messenger RNA, 1728 nt
Organism: Syngnathoides biaculeatus (alligator pipefish)
Lineage: Eukaryota; Metazoa; Chordata; Actinopteri; Syngnathiformes; Syngnathidae
Product: cytochrome c oxidase copper chaperone
Exons: 4
Coding region: 147-350 (67 amino acids)
Biological process (GO): mitochondrial respiratory chain complex IV assembly
Cellular component (GO): mitochondrial intermembrane space
Molecular function (GO): copper chaperone activity; copper ion binding
Source: RefSeq, a predicted model, not a curated record
UACAUUUCCCAUCAGGCUUUGCCACUAGCCUAUGUGAUACUAACGACCAGCCGGUUCCUCCUUCUUGUUCUGUGAAGGUGAAAGUGUUAAACAGCACUAACCUUUCUACUGUCUACUGCAAAGUGACGUCCGAGACCCAAAAGAAGAUGUCAACCGUAUCUGCCGCCGCCGCGGAGCCUACCGCCGUCGCUGAGAGCGGCGAGCAGAAGAAGCCGCUCAAGCCUUGCUGCGCUUGUCCUGAAACCAAGAAAGUCCGAGAUGCAUGCAUCAUUGAAAAGGGCGAAGAGAACUGCACAGAACUCAUCGAGGCUCACAAAGAUUGCAUGAGGCAACUGGGAUUCAAGAUUUAACACUUUUUGCCUUUGUCUGCGUGCGUGUGACCAGAGCAAUGGACCCCCAGGUGUGAUUCAAAAGGGCAUUUCUGGGCCUGAGCAUUUUUAACUGUGACGAAAGUUGAAAGAGAAAAAACAUUCCUGUAAAUCUCACUCCCAUUUUGGGGAAGUUUUUAAAAACAGGAUAUAAUAUAGCAUAUGUGUGUUAUUUUUUUUUCUUUUGGUCAGAGAACACAAAUCUCAUUAAGGUAAUUUGGUCGUAAAGUGGACAUACUUUAGGUGUUCUAUGUGCAGCAAAGAUAUGUAGAUCGUGAAACGGUGUCCGUGAUAAGUUCAGAUAGUCAAAUGGACAUGUGGGAUGCUAAAUAUAGCCCACCAACUUGACUACACCAACGUUCCGUCUGCCAUCUUAUCGUGACACAUACACACACACCUAGGCCUGUCACAAUAGCAACAUUAUUUACGAUAUUUAACCAUUAGAUUAUUAAAAUUCCAUUGAAAUAAUGAUAUUAGGGCGGCACGGUGGAUCAUUUGGAAAGCGUUGGCAUCACAGUUCCGAGGUCCUGGGUUCAAUCCCAGAUCCGCCUGUGUGGAGUUGGCAUGUUCUCCCCCAUGCCUGCGUGGGUUUUCACCGGGCACUCCGCUUUCCUCCCACAUACCAAAAACAUACAGCAUUAAUUGGACACUAGAUUGCCAAUAGGUGUGAUUGUGAGUGCAGCUCUUUGUCUUUAUGUGCCCUACGAUUGGCUGGCAACCAGUUCAGGGUGUCCCCCACCUCCUGCCCGUUGACAGCUGGGAUAGGUUCCAGCAUUCCCUGCGACCCUUGUGAUGAUAAGCGGCUAAAAAAAUGGAUGGAUGGAUAAUAUUAUAGAAUGAAAAUGUAGGUAUUAAUUCUGGAGAAUAUUGAACAUUAGGAUCGAAAUGUAGAAAAAAUACAAAACUAUAACUAAAGCAAACUCAGGUUCUGUUCACAAAAGUUGGACUUAACCAAAUAUUAAACAUUUGGCUCAGUCAUUUGAGUAUUGAGUCAUUAUCGCAUUAAAGAGGCCCAAAAAAGUAUUUAUAAAUUUGAUAUACCACAUAGAAGUGUUUUUAACAAGCCAUCCAACUGGCCGUCUGUGCCGGGGUCACCACAUCAAAGAGAUUUUCUAGUCCUUGAAAAACUAUCUUGUCAAAUUCAUCGAACAAUAAGUUGAUAUAGUAAUUAUUGUGACAGGUCUACACACCAGUUCCCCCCCGCCCUUAUUUUGACAUGUUUAACCGUUUUGUGUUCCUCCCCGUGCAGCAAAACGGAUGAUGACAACCCAGGAAGUUUUUGUCCUUCCUCUUUUAUUUAUUUCAUUUUGUGUGCUGAUCACUGCUGUUGGAAUUUGAAUAAAAGUUCUAUGCAAUCAUC